CACAUUUAGUAUCUCUUGUUGUUGUUGCAUUCAUUGCAUUCAUUCAUUCAUCAUGUUUGAAAAGUCCCUAGCAGACCUCAUUCGAGGGUUACGCGCAAACAAAAAGAAUGAGCAAAAGUACAUUGGAUCUUGCUUGGACGAGAUUAGGUCUCAGGUCAGAACAAACGACCCUCACACAAAGGCUACAGCCAUACAGAAACUCGCCUAUCUCCACAUGCACGGAUACGACAUGUCUUGGGCUUCUUUCCACGUUAUUGAAGUCAUGUCCCUCCAAAAGACGCUCUACAAGCGCAUUGGCUAUCACGCCGCCGCAGUCUCUUUUCGUCAAGACACGGACGUUCUCAUGCUCUGCACCAAUUUGAUCAAAAAGGACCUCUCGUCAAAUAACUAUGUCGACACAGCGAUUGCAUUGCACGGCCUCGCCUCCAUCGUCACCCCAGACCUCGGACGCGACCUCUGCCCAGACCUGAUUGCCAUGCUCAACCAUUCACGCCCCUACAUUCGCAAACGCGUCAUUCUCGUCUUGUAUCGCGUGUUUUUAAAGUAUCCUGAAGCAUUGAGGAUGGCCUUUCCGAGAUUAAAGGAAAAGUUGGAUGAUCCUGAUCCAGCCGUGGUGUCGGCGGCAGUCAAUGUGAUUUGCGAACUGGCGAGAAGAAAUCCAAAGAGUUACCUCCCCCUCGCUCCCCAACUCUACGGACUCUUGACAAACUCGACCAACAACUGGAUGCUCAUUAAAAUCAUCAAACUGUUUGCAGCACUGGCGCCCCUCGAGCCCCGUCUCAUCAAAAAACUCGUCCCGCAAAUUUCGAGCGUCAUCCAGAGCACCAGCGCAAUGUCCCUCCUCUACGAGUGCAUUCAUACCGUGAUUAUAGGAGGCAUGAUUGGUCCCGAGACAGAGAAUGGAGAGAAUGAGGCACAGGAUUCCGCGCUGGCGAGAUUGUGCACUGCAAAACUAAAGCUGUUUAUCGAGGAGCCUGAUCAAAAUUUAAAGUACCUUGGCCUGUAUGCCUUGUCAAAGCUCCUCGCCGUACGUCCGAAAGCCGUCGUGGAACAUCGGGAUACCAUUCUCGAAUGCUUAGAUGACGCCGAUGUGAGCAUUCGCAUGCGAGCUCUGGAUAUUGUGACUGGAAUGGUCACACCAGGAAAUCUGGUCCAAAUCGUUCGCAAGCUCAUGACCCAGCUCUUACCUCCCACCGCGGACACCUCCCCCUCUGCAUCCUACCCACCCCCCUCGGUCACACCCAUUCUCGACGCCACAGACCGCGCCCAUGUCAUAGAGCGCAUCAUCUCCAUUUGCUCUCAAGAUACCUAUACCAAUGUCACCAACUUUGAAUGGUACAUUACCCUUUUGACAAACUUGGUCCGCGUCCGGGGUGUGGAUGUCGGCACGCGCCUGUCUGCGCAACUCAUUGAUGUGUCGGUGCGCGUACCUGAAGUCCGUGAAUUUGCCGUGCAGGCCAUGACGGCGUUAAUUGAGGAUGAGGGGGUGAUGCAGUCUGCCAACCAGGACAUGAACAAUGCGCGCGUGUUGGUGGGUGCUGCGUGGAUUGUGGGGGAGUAUUGCAUAUACCUUGUGGAUCCGGUUCGUAUCAUGAUGAGGAUGCUCGCGCCGGGUGUGACGCGCUUGCCUCCCACCGUGCAAGCCGUGUACCUCCACAACGUAUUGAAGAUUUAUGGACACUGGGCUUGUACGGCUACCGACCCCACCACUACGACGCAAUCGAUCCUGGAAGCUCUAAGGCCAUUUAAAACGAGUUUUGAUUCCGAAGUCCAGGAACGGGCUUGUACUCUUUUUGAAAUCCUCCACCUCGCUCUAUCGGAUCCUGCCCUGGUCCCAUCUAUCCGGGCACUGUUUAGUGGUGAAUUGAACCCGGUUGCCCCCAAAGCUCAAAAACGUGUCCCAGUGCCUGCGGGACUGGACCUGGACCAGUGGAUUCAUGAACCGGAACCGGAGCCUGUUCAAGAAGAAGAAGAGGAAGAGGACAAUGACAGAGUGCCAGAUGAAUGGUUCAAACAAGACGUACAAGAACAGAUUGUGGAUUCUGAUGAUGUUGAGCGGCGCCGACAAUCCCGAGCGGAGCGUCUCAAGCAUGAUCCGUUUUACAUUCCCUCCAAACCCCUCUACGACGAUAUUGACAUUAACGAGAUCCCUAUUGUCCGCCUUGAGCUUAAUGUUCCACCAGAGCAAAUAGCCCCAACAAGACAGGUCCCCAAAAAGAAAAAGAAACGACCGAUAUCCCCUCCUCCGGUACCGAAAACGUAUUCUAUCAAUCGCGGAGGGGACAUGCCAGAGAAUAGUGUUGUUUCGAGUGAGGAUGAUGAGGUGGAGCAUGAGGUGGAUGAGGUGACCAAGGCGGUUAUGAGUGUGGAUUUGAGUUUGGGAGAAGAAACUCGUGUGGAAUCUGGGACGAGCCAGGUGGAUGCCAAGGUGGAUGUACCGGCGAAAAAAACUAGGACGAAAUCCACCAAGGCGGACAAGGCGGGCAAGACGGGCAAGACGGGCAAGACGGGCAAGACGGGCAAGAAGAAAACCAAGACGGAAUCCAAAACGAAAACGGACAAGCGCAAGAAAAAGAAACCCGUCUCUAUCGCUGACCCGUCGCUUGCACCGAGUACCAUCAAUAAAUCCCUCCUCGCUGUGCGCGGUCUUGAAAUGAACACGCCUUACGAACGCGUCGCGUCGCCGGCCCCAACCGAACAAGCUGAACAAGAAUGGGUGGAUAUUGGAGGCGAUGAGCAAUUUCAAGUGGCCUUCAAGUAUAAACUCUUGCCUUCUUCCACAACCCUCACACUUUUAUUCACAAACAAAACCCCCUCACCCCUCCCUCUCACCGCGACCCUCUCCCACACGGACCAAGACCUAUCCAUGACCCUUCCCCCCACAUCCACCACAACCCGCACCCUCACCAUCACGUCCACCCACCACCCAACAUGGCUUGAUGUCCUUGGUACAAAGUUCUUGGUACCCAUCCCCUUGUCACCCGAAUCCUUUAAUGAGUUGGUAGCUACUACGAAAUGGACUUACUCUGCUCGCAAGACGCUACCGAUUUCGGGAGCGAAUACAAGAGAGGUCGUCUCUGGUGUUGCACGUGUGCUUGGGAUGGAGCUUGUUGAAGUUGUUGGUGAUGCUGGGACUUUGGUUAUGAGAGGCGGACAGGUGGUUGGGUUGGUUAAAGUGCUUUGGGAGACGGGUGGGGUUUUGGUUGAGGUUCGAGGGGUGGGUGAGGUUGAAGGGGUGCUUGAGAGGUUGGUAUGAUUUGAGAGAGAUUUAGGCAUUGGGUGUAUGGGUGUGUGUGCGAGGGUAUACCCGUAGUUUUGGGAACGGGGAGGUUUGAUUUGCGAAAUGGGCUUUGUUGAAGGUGUUGGUGAUGUUGACUGUGGAGGGAGGUUGGGUUGCUUGAGAGGUUGGAAUGAGUAUAUUGAGGAAAGCUGUUUUUUCGUACAUCUUAGAUUGUGUGUUUUUUUUGUGGGAUGAGGAUGGAUAAUGAGAUAAUCUAAAUCACUGGGAUUUACUCACUAACACUGUAC
Molecule: messenger RNA, 3528 nt
Organism: Spizellomyces punctatus DAOM BR117
Lineage: Eukaryota; Fungi; Chytridiomycota; Chytridiomycetes; Spizellomycetales; Spizellomycetaceae
Exons: 10
Coding region: 53-3256 (1067 amino acids)
Biological process (GO): Golgi to vacuole transport; protein targeting to vacuole
Cellular component (GO): AP-3 adaptor complex; endosome membrane; membrane coat
Source: RefSeq, a predicted model, not a curated record